ACCCAAACACAUGAACCCCAUGGUCAAAGUACAUCUCUCUCUCCCUUAAUUCAAUAUGAUCAGAUUCUCUUAAGACCUAAACAUGUAAUCUGCAGAAUUUUAAAACAUAAAAAAGAUCAAAAACUAGAUUCUCAUUCUUCACAAUCCAUAUAGAAAGAUAUUAUAGAAGUUCCAAGCUUUACAGACCCAUACACACAACAUUAUUUUAAUUCCACAAUAUACCAGAGGACACCCAACUCUCCUAAAAAGUUAGACAGAGGUAGGCCACCCAAUAAAACCCACCUCCCCAAAAUACAAAUACACGCUAAUCUUCCCAAACAGCCCUUCUACCAUUUCUAACCAAAACCCCAUCUCUCAAAACAACCCAAAAACCCCACAAGAACCCUUUCCCAGCCAUGGAGUAAACAAAAGCGCAGAUGGGCUUUCCAAAAUCUGCACCCUUGUUUUCUCCCUUUACUUUCUUAAGCAAAAACCCAUCUCCCCAAACCCCCUAAAAUCCAAUUUCCCAAACAUGAUUUGAGCAAAACCCACAGAUGGGUUUUUCUAGAUCCACGCUCUUUUCUAUAUUCCUGGUUUUCCUUACUGGUUUUUCCCUCCUCACUCCUGCUAAUUCCGCUGCCGACAUCUUCUCCUUAGCGUUCAAGGGCUGUUCAAAGCAGACUAUUUCAGACAACAGCAGUUUUCAAGAUACUGUAACUGCUCUCUUCAGUGCUCUUAUCUCCCAAUCCUCAAGCGCCCACUUCUUCAAAUCCUCCUCCGGCAGCGGCCAGAACUCUGUAUUGGGCCUCUUCCAAUGCCGUGGCGAUCUCAGCAACGCCGAUUGCAGCAGCUGCAUCCGCCAGAUUGCAGAAAAGUCCAGUGAUUUGUGCGGCAAGUCGAUCGCUGCACGGAUACAGCUCGCUGGGUGCUAUGUGCACUAUGAGAUCGCCGCGUCCCAGCAGGUUUCUGGGACCGAGUUGCUAUACAAGACGUGUAGCGGCUCACGGGAGAGUUUUGAGGAGAAGAGGGAUACUGCCUUCGCUGCGUUGGAGAGUGGAAUUGCAGGCGGGAGCGGGUUCUAUGCAACGACGUAUGCCUCAGUGUAUGUGAUUGCGCAGUGCGAGGGGGAUUUGAGUGUGGCGGAUUGCAGUGAGUGCGUGAAAGAGGCGGUGCAGCGUGCCGAGGUGGAGUGCGGGAACUCAAUUGCAGGGCAGGUUUAUUUGAACAGGUGCUAUAUGAGCUACAGCUAUUACCCACAUGGGAUUCCCGGGCAUUCUUCAGGGUCAAAGCAGAGCACAGGGAAGACUGUGGCCAUUGUCUUUGGAGGAGCUUUUGCUUUGUUUUUCGUGGUUAUUUGUCUACUUUUCCUUAGAUCCUUGCGGAGGAAACAUGAUGAUUAUUGAGUGGAUGGAAGUGGGACUUGUGAUGGUGGCGUUGGAGAUGCAAUGGGGGGUUUUGAUGUGGGUGGAAAUUUUGGGAGAGGAGCAAUUGGGCUUUUUGUAUUUCUUUUUUUCUUUUCUGUUUUUAAUUUUAUAGAGGAACGAGAGGAAUUUGUUGAGAAGCUAAAAGUGGGGUGUUUGGUGUGUGAAAGGAGGAAUGAAUGUUUGUCUUCUUGGGUGACGGGGAAAGGGGAUUUUGGCUUUUUUCAGAUGCCAUGUGGUUUUUUGAAUGUGUUCCAAAAAAAUAAUGCUUCUCCAUUUUCACAAUCACUUUAGAUUAGAUUUUCAAAGCUCAAAGCCACUUUACUCUCUCUCUCUCUCUCUCUCUCUCUCUCUCUCUCUCAUUGUAAUCUCAUUCUUUUCGUAUCCGACUGGAAAGUUCUCAAUCUCAUUCCUUUGGGAUCCGACUGGAAAGUAAUACAAUGACAAUUUUUAGCUGA
Molecule: messenger RNA, 1858 nt
Organism: Magnolia sinica
Lineage: Eukaryota; Viridiplantae; Streptophyta; Magnoliopsida; Magnoliales; Magnoliaceae
Product: plasmodesmata-located protein 3-like
Exons: 3
Coding region: 534-1382 (282 amino acids)
Biological process (GO): plasmodesmata-mediated intercellular transport; transport of virus in multicellular host
Cellular component (GO): plasmodesma
Source: RefSeq, a predicted model, not a curated record